AUGCGUGCAGCGAUUUCCAAGAUUCUGUACCAAUCAUACCGUGCAGGCAAGCGCUAUGGGGAGGGGAAAGCAGAGCCAGAGUCUUACAACCGAACAACAGAUAAGAAACUGGAAGAGGAAUUCAAGUUCUGCACAUUCCAGCCCACAAUUCUAGCUCGGUCGAGACAUCUUGCAAAAGCGCGGAAGGCGAAGAAGUCAACGGAAUGGAAAGGUCUUGUGCAAGAACCGACAACAACUGACUCCAGCACAAGUGAGCUGGCAACAAAAUGCUGCGGCCCCUGCAGCAGUCUGGCGUGCCAUCGUCGUUCUGCACUCUUGCUCUACAGCCGCAGGCAGGUGGCCUUCACUGAGGGCUGA
Molecule: messenger RNA, 357 nt
Organism: Eimeria tenella
Lineage: Eukaryota; Apicomplexa; Conoidasida; Eucoccidiorida; Eimeriidae
Exons: 2
Coding region: 1-357 (118 amino acids)
Source: RefSeq, a predicted model, not a curated record